Molecule: messenger RNA, 1916 nt
Organism: Sorghum bicolor (sorghum)
Lineage: Eukaryota; Viridiplantae; Streptophyta; Magnoliopsida; Poales; Poaceae
Product: NAC domain-containing protein 7
Exons: 4
Coding region: 703-1746 (347 amino acids)
Biological process (GO): regulation of DNA-templated transcription
Molecular function (GO): DNA binding
Source: RefSeq, a predicted model, not a curated record
GCCACCGGCCGCCACCACGUACGGUAUAUAAGUGGGCGCAACUCCGCGUCCCCCGUUACAUUUCACUCCACUCCAACUCCAUCCCACACCGCGUUCCCGGAGGCCCGUCGGCGUCUCUCUGCCGCCUGUCCCUCUCCCUCUCUUUGCCAGCAGUGAUGAGGGCCGGGACGCGGGGCGGCGCGGCUAGCUAGACAGAGACGUGUGCAGGCCGGCCGGGACACCGGCGCCUCACGCGCGCGAUCGAUCGAGGUGACGACGACGACGACGAGCGGAGGCGGAGGAGCUGCUGGCGGUCGCUGUUGGUGGCUGGUGGAGGUGGUGGCGGUUACAGUGGGGGAAAGGCAACGCGGGCGGGCGGGCGGAGCGGCCAAUCGGGGAAAAGGCCCGGGCAUCACAGGCAGCAGAUCCAGGCAUCCCAGGAUUUCUGCGCCCAGACUUUGCCCGCAAUCCAUCCGCGCUUUCCGCGCACACCCUCCGCCCCACCGGUCCGCGUCAACCCGGCCGGCGGCCUCCGAUCCAUCCGCUCCCGUCUCCGUCUCCGUGCGUGUCGUCCCUCUCCCUCUCAUUCCCCGGCCUGGGCGGUGAAAGCGAUCGAUCCAGCGUGCUGCCUUGCUAGCCUCCUGACCGGCCUGGACAGCUGCGCUUCUGCUGGUAUAUAUAAAGCGGAGGCGACCUACAGAUUGGUGGGGAUCCGCUGAAAGAAUGGACACUUUUUCUCAUGUACCCCCUGGAUUCCGUUUCCACCCCACUGACGAGGAACUCGUCGAUUACUACCUCAGGAAGAAGGUGGCGUCCAACAAGAUCGACCUUGACGUCAUAAAAGACGUCGAUCUGUACAAAAUUGAGCCCUGGGAUCUCCAAGAGAAGUGCAAGAUUGGGAUGGAGGAGCAGAACGAGUGGUACUUCUUCAGCCACAAGGACAAGAAGUACCCGACGGGGUCUCGCACCAACCGGGCGACCACCGCCGGCUUCUGGAAGGCGACGGGGCGCGACAAGCCCAUCUACACCAAGAGCUGCCUCGUCGGGAUGAGGAAGACGCUCGUCUUCUACAGGGGCCGUGCGCCCAACGGCCAGAAGUCCGACUGGAUCAUGCACGAGUACCGCCUCGAGACCACCGAGAACGGGACCGCCCCUGAGGAAGGAUGGGUGGUCUGCAGGGUGUUCAAGAAGCGAGUGGCGACCGUGCGGAGAAUGGCCGACGGCGCGCCGUGGUUCGACGACCACGUCGCCGGCGGCGGGUUCAUGCCGGACCUCAUUGGCUCGCCGAGGCAGCUGAUGCACCACCACCACCACCCAAACGCGGUGUACAGCGGCGGUCAGCAGCAGCUCUACCACUGCAAGCCGGAGCUGGAGUACCAUCACCUUCUGCCCAGCCAAGACGCCUUCUUGCAGCAGCUUCCUCAGUUGGUGGAGAGCCCCAAGCCUCCUCCCGCCUACAUUGCCGCCGCCCAAGGCAGCUGCAGCCUCCAGCUCCAGUCCCCCGACGAGGCCACUGGGUACACCACCCAGCAACCGGCCCUGAUGAUGGAGGCCGCCGCUUACAUGGACGACUCGGUCACCGAUUGGAGAGUGCUCGACAAGUUCGUCGCGUCUCAGCUCUUCAGCCACGGCGACGGCACAGCGAAAGAGGCCGGCUACUCCAGUCCGGCGCAGGUGUUUCAGGCUGAGAACAAGCAACCAGAAGAAGCACUGGACUACGCCUCCACAUCUGCCUCUGGUGGCGGCGAAGCGAACAUGUGGAAAUAGCUACUACAGAACGUACACGAAUCCAUUGGAUGCCCUAUACAAUUCAUCUAUAUAAUAUAUGCCUCAGAAACCUGAUUUAGUGUACAAAUAUAUAGCUUGCAAUCCGUGUGAUGGCACAUGAAAAUAUAUACAUAUAUGCAUAAUGAACAUGUAACCGAAGUGGUUAUAUA